Molecule: messenger RNA, 1652 nt
Organism: Archocentrus centrarchus (flier cichlid)
Lineage: Eukaryota; Metazoa; Chordata; Actinopteri; Cichliformes; Cichlidae
Product: GTPase IMAP family member 4-like
Exons: 3
Coding region: 49-1050 (333 amino acids)
Molecular function (GO): GTP binding
Source: RefSeq, a predicted model, not a curated record
AGUGACAAGACAUCAGCGAUCAAGAUACAGAUUGAUGAAGCCCAAGCCAUGGAGGAGCCACAGUAUCCAAAGUUGCAGAGGCAUGACACAGAGAUUCCUCAUCCAGCCACAGUUCCACAUGGGGCUAAGAGUACGCCUGACCAGCAGGCAGUAGAACGAAACCAGGCGAGAAGUGAACCACCAGAUGACCCGAGGAUCGUGCUGUUUGGGAGCGACAACCCCAAAAAGAAUUUAUUACGAGCAAUCACUGGAAAAAAUGACACAAACAACAAAAAGUGCCAAAAGUAUAGCAGGAAUAUUAAUGAUAAAAAUGCGGUCAUUAUUGAUACUCCAGGUCUGUAUAUUUAUGGUGAUGAUAAGAAAAAAGUGUUGGAAGAGAUCAAGUGGUCUGUCGCAGUUGCUAAACCCGGUCCUCACGUGUUCCUGCUUGUGGAGACGAUUUAUAAGGAGUUUGGUAAAAACUUAGAAGUACUGGAGGAUUUUCAGAAAACUUUUGGAGAACAGGCAAAUGACUUCACCAUGAUGGUGUUCACCACUGAGAAAGAAGAAGAAAAAGAGAAAAACAUUCAAGACUUCAGAGAGCUGACGUACCCAUUCAAUCACAGAUACUUUAUUUUUAACACUGAGGGUGAUGAGCAACAACAAGAGUCUCAAGUCACCAAGCUCCUGGAGAAGAUAGCAGAGAUGAGGAGAGAAGCCUCUGCACACUUUUACACUCCUAAGAUGGUCUGGGAGGCUGAAAAAGCUUUGAAACAACAGGAAGAGGAAAAACAGAAACAGGAAAAAGAAAGGAGGAGUAAUGUACGGGACAGGUGGUGGUUGAUUGGAGCACAGGUCGGAGCUACAAUUGGGUUGUUGAUUGAAGCUCGUAAGGUGGACUCAGCAUCAGCAGGAGGACUGGGAUCCAUAGUGGGUGUGAUACUGGUUACUCUAAUGUCAUAUUUGGUGUUAUAUCUCAAAACCAGAAUUCAGCAGUCAAAUUGCAAACAUCAUGAAAACUCUAGCGAGUCUAAGAAAAAGCAUGGUGUACUGGAGGACAGCUCUAUAUGAGAAGAACCCCACCAGGAGGACCCCACUGAUAUGAUCUGUAGACCCCUGAACUCCCACCAGGUCACCAGGAGCCCAGCUAGGGUGAGGGCCACAUGCUAAAUAUGAACAUCUUCAGAAACUUUUUAAAUCAUGUCUCUCAUAUUUCAGCUUCAGUUUUACCUUCUGGAUGUUUGAAACUGCUGAAAUGAUGAUGUCAACUGAACCCAGGCCCCGCCCCACCCCUACAUGGUUCCCCAGAACUGUUCAGUUUUUCCAUUUGAGGAGCUGAUGGAGACGAGCACAGCACUGCUGAUUCAUCCCAGAGAGGAAAGACAUUUAUGAUCCAUUACUUUGCAUUUGGGUUGUUGGUUUAAACCCCGUGACCUGGUGCUGCUGUUUUACUGCCUUUUCUUUUAGCACCACCAGGAGGGUCACAGGUUUGGUUCUUAUUGAACUUUGACAAAAACUGUGGGAAACAUUCCUGUUAAAAUUGAUCUGAAACAUUUAUGUUGCUGUCACAGUGUUGAUGGAAGCUCUGUAAUCUGGUUGCUUCAUUCUUUAAAGCAGUGUUUCUCAAACUGUGUGUGUGUGUGUGUAUGUGUGUGUGCGUGUGUGUGUGUGUG